AGAGAGAUGCAGAUGCAGGUCGAGCUAUCGACAGCAGCACAUUAUGUGUCUAUAUAAGAGAACGAUCAGCCGGUCUUGUAUGAAAGCUAGAGGAUACGAGCUUCAUCGUUGCAUUUAAAUCAACACAGAUAGGACUUUUCUAAGUGCACAGAGAACCAAACAGUAUCACAAUGACUGAGAACAAGAUGGAAUAUGUCAAGUUGGGCAAAUCUGGCCUCAAGGUGUCGAAGGUCAUAUAUGGUACCAUGAGUUUAGGUACUUCGGAGUGGCAGAAGUGGGUUCUCAAUGAGGAGGAGAGUCUACCGUUGCUUGAGCAUGCAUACAAGUGCGGUAUCAACACUUGGGAUACCGCCGACGUAUACUCCCACGGGGCCUCUGAACGCAUCGUCGGCAAAGCUCUCAAGCAAUACAACAUCCCGCGCUCCAAAGUCGUCAUCCUCUCAAAAUGCUACUUUGGCGUCGUUGAAUCGCAACCUGGUCUGCCCAUUGCUAGCUGCAACACCAAUGACGGCGAUAUGGUUAAUCAGGUCGGGUUGAGCCGCAAGCACAUCUUCGACGCCGUAGAGAGGAGCGUCGAGAGACUGGGCACGUACAUUGACGUGCUGCAGAUCCACCGUCUGGACCGUGACACGCCUCGUGAGGAGAUCAUGAAGGCGCUCAACGAUGUCAUCGAGAAGGGGUGGGUGCGGUACAUUGGCGCGAGCUCCAUGGCAGCAUGGGAAUUUGCUACAUUACAGCAUAUUGCGGAGAAGAACAAUUGGCAUAAGUUUGUGUCCAUGCAGAACUACUACAACCUGAUCUACCGCGAGGAAGAGCGCGAGAUGAUACCCUACUGUCAGGACACCGGCGUGGGCCUCAUCCCCUGGUCGCCCAUUGCACGCGGCGCCCUAACCCGUCCCUGGAGCGACCGCAGUUCCAGCCGCGCGCAGACCGACAAGCCGCUCACAGCCUUGAUAUACAGCCGGGAGAACAAGAUCGACGAGACGAUUGUCGGGCGCGUCGAGGAGAUUGCCAAGAAGCACGGGGUGAGCAUGGCGUGCAUUGCGACGGCUUGGUGUGUAAAGAAGGGCGUUGUGCCUAUCAUUGGGUUGAGUAGUAAGGAGAGGAUCGAGGAGGCGGUGCAGAAUGUGCUGUUCAAGUUGAGUGAUGAGGAUGCGAGUUAUCUCGAGGAGGCGUAUAUGCCGAAGACGAGGCAGGGGUUUUAGACGAGAAUGAAUGAGAAGUUGCUAUAAGAGAUGCUUUACUCGGUAUCUGGGUUGAGGACGGAUGGCGGCCACAAAGUAAAAACGACGAUGACGUGGAAUACAUGUUCAAACACAAUCCAUCGCCUGUCUUCACACUCGCAAACUGAACAGUUGUAACAUACCAGAACAUCAAAACAUAUGAACACAACAACGACUUACAACAACCACAUCUACCCCUCUUGCUCUCUCACCCAAAACAGGAUACCACCUUCUCCUCCUCACCCUUCCACCCACUCUCCCAAUCAAUCGAAACACCCAAGACAACCCAACAUAUAAGUCUCACGCCCAAAUCCACAUCAACGAGAACAUUCCCGCUCCUACACUUUCCCUCCCCACUCCCCUUCCGGUCACCACCACACUACCCGUAACCCACAACCCACUUACCCCCACCCUCCCAUACGACCCUAUACAUACACCCCCCACAUCCUAGCGCCA
This is a messenger RNA of Dothidotthia symphoricarpi CBS 119687, 1679 nucleotides long. RefSeq names its product Aldo/keto reductase. The record is from RefSeq and is a predicted model, not a curated record. The transcript is spliced from 5 exons. Bases 171 to 1205 code for a protein of 344 amino acids. NCBI's taxonomy places the organism in Eukaryota, Fungi, Ascomycota, Dothideomycetes, Pleosporales, Dothidotthiaceae.